Messenger RNA from Drosophila mauritiana, 764 nucleotides. RefSeq names its product cysteine-rich DPF motif domain-containing protein 1. Lineage: Eukaryota; Metazoa; Arthropoda; Insecta; Diptera; Drosophilidae. The record is from RefSeq and is a predicted model, not a curated record. The coding region runs from base 103 to 561 and encodes 152 amino acids. The transcript has 2 exons.
CAGUUCCUUGCUCGACUUUGUUUUGAGUACCAAAUUUAAGUUUCUGCUGCUAGAUAUAUCGAAUAAUUUUAAUCAAAUUUCCUGCACAAGAAAAUCUCAAACAUGGAUCCCGAUGACGACCUCGUCCUGGAGAACGAGGCAGAGGAAAUUGAACGAUUACAGCUUCCCGAGGAGGUUAAGAAGCCCAUAGAUCCCGAGGAAGAGGAUGAACGAGUAGCACGCAUCGAAUUCAACUGCUCUGGUUGUGAAAUGCAGGAGAUGGUCCAUUAUUUUGGAAGGAAACCGCCGUUUGCUCUAGGAGUCAUCUACCCGGAGGACAAUUACGUGAUGCGAGAUCCCUUCCAGCCACCUCCACCUCGUUGGCAGUCAAAGCCGGAAUACUAUAUCGCAAUGGGGACUAAGUGCUCCAUUUGCACCAAGUCGGUGUGCAAGGAUCCUGGCUGCAGUUUCUACUACACAGCCUCAUUUUGUUUGCCUUGUGGCAAGGAAGAACUAAAAAACUGGCCAGCUGAGGCGCAAGCUCGAAUAAGAAAGCAAAUGUCAGCCAGUCAGGGCACAUAAAUUAGUCUUUAAAUAUAAAACAGUAGUGUGUAAAAAUUAUCUAAAUAAGCACUAAAUGAGAUUUUGGCUAGAAAGGAUAAAUUUUAAACUUUAUUAAGUACUUGAAACUCGCACUUACUUAAGUGCGGUCAAUUGUAUUGUUUUUAAUAUAUGCUUCCUAAUGCUUAAAUAUUAUUUAAAAGUAAAAUAAAACCAAUCUGAAG